Messenger RNA from Oryza sativa Japonica Group (Japanese rice), 659 nucleotides. RefSeq lists its product as uncharacterized. The record is from RefSeq and is a predicted model, not a curated record. Lineage: Eukaryota; Viridiplantae; Streptophyta; Magnoliopsida; Poales; Poaceae.
UUCUUCUUCCAAUUUGCUAAGGCGCCGAGCGAACCAAGUCGCGCAGCUUAAGAGCUUCUUCGUUGUUGCUGCUGCCGUGUGUUGCUAAGCUUCAAGAUGUCGCAGAGAGCCGGGAGGCACCAGAGGAGGGCGUCGCAGAGCGUGUUCGUGCUGCCGGAGAACUUCGCCAGCCUCGAGGACGUGGCGGCGGACGUCAUCGGCGGCGGCGGCGCCGAGCAGCGGAAGCCCGCGGCGGCGGCGGACGCGUCGUCGGAGCAGCAGCCGGCGAGGAUGCAGGCGGGGCGGCACCGGCGGGCAAUGUCGAUGGCCGUGGCGGCCAGGGACCUGGAGAUGAUCACGGAGGACAUCGCCAGCUACAAGUACGGUGCUUAGGCUACGACCUCACGGCUCACGCAUGUGUUGGUACGUGUUCCAACAGCGGCGGCGGUGUACUCCUGGGCUAGGUGCAGAAAAAGGGUUGGGGUGGUGGUUCUUCGAUCGAGACUGAUCUCGUGUCCUGUUUAGCAUGCCGUUUGAUUGUUUUUCUCGUGAUGUAUUUCCUCCUCCUCCUCGUGAUGCGUAAUUUCUAUCUCGAUCACAAGUAAAGAGAAGAAAACAAAAAAAAAAUCUUCAGGUUGCAACCAUGUUCAGGCUACAAAAGGCAUCUUUUUUUUCUUUCA